Molecule: messenger RNA, 3900 nt
Organism: Lotus japonicus
Lineage: Eukaryota; Viridiplantae; Streptophyta; Magnoliopsida; Fabales; Fabaceae
Product: DNA polymerase I B, chloroplastic/mitochondrial-like
Exons: 12
Coding region: 224-3424 (1066 amino acids)
Biological process (GO): DNA-templated DNA replication; double-strand break repair
Molecular function (GO): DNA-directed DNA polymerase activity; DNA binding; 3'-5' exonuclease activity
Source: RefSeq, a predicted model, not a curated record
UCAAACUUCAAAGCUUCAAAGUUCAAAGUGGCAGGGUUUAUGACCUCCACUUCCAUCACCAUUCUCAAUCUCUCUCUAUUUCCUCUCAUGCUCUCACUCUUCUCUGCUUCACCACCACCACCAUAACCACCACACUCACUUGUGCUUGUGUUGCAACUCAAAUAAAGCCUUUUGUGUCACUGCAGCCACCAAACUGGGGAGGCUUGUAGGUGUCAUUGCAGCCAUGGGGGUCUCUUCCCAGAGCACCCCUUUCAGACCACCUUACUACUGCCCUUCUUGCUUCCGCUUCUCACUCUCCUCUUCCCGCCCUUUCCUUCUUCCUCUCUCUUACAGGUCCUUUUCUGCUUCAUCUGGUUCACUCCACCCCAGCAGAAGAAAAAUCCAAUCAAUCCAGGUUGCUAAUGACGUCCUCCACAAUAGCACUGGGUCUGUUAAUUGUCUUCAAUCUAGAGAAGUUUCAUACUGUCUAAAGAGACCAUCCUUUGGGUUGAAUAAAUUCAAUGUCAUGCGGCAUAACCAUAAUUCUCCAGUACAUAUUUCAGCUAUGAAAUUUUCAACUACAUCAUGUAGCAUGUUGGAGGAAAAAAAUCAAAUGACAGCAGGAGAAAAUUUGAGUUCGUAUUCCUAUGAAAAACAAGUUAAGAUGAUGCGUGGUGGGGAUGAAUUAGGCUGGGCUAUGCGUGUUAAUGAUUUGUCUAAAAGAAAAAAGGAAGUGUGUGCUCUGAACCCACGUUGUUCUUAUCCAUCUAAUACAACUGCUUCUGAUGAUCAGAAACAUGUUUCUAAGAAGAGGGGGCACAAUCUUAUGCUGCAGGAUCUUGGUGUACCUGCAUCAUCUUCUGUUGAACGUUCUAUAUUAAACAACUCGAAUGCAUUGAUAGACACGGAAAGAGUGAGCACCCAGUCAAAUGAAUCUUCAUUAAAUAUCAGUGAAGAGAAAGUUGAUGGAGUUAAUGGCAAUCACUGUUUGGAUACGAGUACAACUACAAAAGAUGCAACUAAUGCAACAACUGUAACGAACGCACGGAGUGCUGAUCAAUCUAAACUUCGGGAUAAGCUCUGUAGUAUCUAUGAAGACAUAUUGGUUGUUGAUAAUGUUUCUCUUGCAGAGGAUGUUGCUAGGAUGCUUACAGUAAAUUACAGGCAUCUUAUUCAUGCAUGUGAUACAGAGGUGGCCAAGAUAGAUGUCAAAAAAGAAACACCAGUAGAUCAUGGGGAAAUCAUAUGCUUCAGUAUUUAUUCGGGUCCAGAAGCUGAUUUUGGAGGUGGAAAGUCCUGUAUCUGGGUAGAUGUUCUUGAUGGUGGAGGCAGAGAGAUAUUAAAUAAGUUUGCUGAAUUUUUUCAAGAUCCGUCCAUAAAAAAGGUAUGGCAUAACUAUAGCUUUGACUGUCAUGUUAUACAAAACUAUGGAUUCAAGGUUUCUGGAUUUCAUGCUGACACAAUGCACAUGGCAAGACUAUGGGAUUCAUCAAGACGUUGGGUUGGUGGUUAUUCUCUUGAAGCACUUACAAGUAACAAAGUGGUCAUGUCAAGGGCUAAGCUGAACUGUGAAAAGGAUUUGAUCGGUAAGGUGUCAAUGACAAAUAUAUUUGGUCUGAAAAAGUUUAAGAAAGAUGGAUCUGAGGGUAAAAUGACUACCAUUGCUCCUGUGGAAGUGCUGCAAAGAGAGGAUCGUAUACCUUGGGUAUGUUAUUCAGCCUUAGAUGCUAGAAGCACUAUGAAGCUUUAUGAGAGCCUUAAGGGUCAUCUAUCAGAUAUGGACUGGAAAAUUGAUGGAGCACGUGUUUUACACAAAAACAUGUAUGAUUUUUAUGAGGAAUAUUGGCAGCCAUUUGGUGAGCUUCUAGUAAAAAUGGAAUCUGAAGGAAUGCUAGUUGAUCAGUCAUAUCUUCAAAACAUAGAAAAGGUGGCCAAGGCAGAGCAACUUGUAGCGGUUAAUCGAUUUAAAAAAUGGGCAUCUAAGUAUUGUCCUGAUGCCAAGUAUAUGAAUGUUGGAAGUGAUGCUCAGUUGCGUGUCCUUCUCUUUGGUGGCACUGUGAACAGUAAAAACCAUGAUGAGGCAAUUCCAACUGAGCGGAUUUUCAGAAUUCCCAAUGUUGAUAAAGUGAUUGAAGAAGGCAAGAAGGCUCCCACUAAAUUUCGUGAUCUGAAGUUGCAUAGCAUUGGCUGUAACCUUAGAACUGAGAUGUACACUGCUAGUGGUUGGCCCUCAGUUAGUGGUGAUGCUUUAAAAGCCCUGGCUGGCAAAGUUUCUGCUGAAUAUGACUUUAAUGAGGCUUGUAACUUUGAUCUUGAUGAUGAAGAUGGAAAUCCUUCUCAAUUUGAAGUUGAACCUGUAGAAAUAGACCAAUCUGCUUAUGGAACAGCCUUUGCUGCAUUUCCAACAGAGGAAGAAGGGAGAGAAGCUUGUCAUGCACUUGCUGCUUUACGUGAUGUCUGUUCAAUUGACUCUUUGAUCUCUAACUUCAUCCUUCCCCUGCAGGGACAUAAUAUAUCAGGAAAGGAUAACCGUGUUCAUACUUCCCUCAAUCCCAACACAGAGACUGGGCGCGUGUCAGCAAGUAGGCCAAGUCUGCAGAAUCAACCUGCUUUGGAGAAGGACAGAUACAAAAUCCGUCAAGCAUUCAUAGCUGCUCCUGGAAAUUCUCUUAUAGUUGCUGAUUAUGGACAGCUGGAACUUAGGAUUCUCGCUCACCUUGCUGAUUGUAAGAGCAUGUUGGAAGCCUUUGAAGCUGGUGGAGAUUUCCAUUCAAGAACUGCAAUGAAUAUGUACCCAUAUAUUCGUGAAGCAGUUCAUGAAAAGCAAGUGCUUCUUGAGUGGUAUCCUCAACCUGGUGAAGACAAGCCCCCAGUUCCUCUUCUGAAGGAUGCCUUUGCUUCGGAAAGAAGGAAAGCCAAAAUGCUUAACUUCUCAAUUGCAUAUGGAAAGACCCCAAUUGGGCUUUCUAAGGAUUGGAAGGUUCCUGUCAAAGAUGCUAAGAAAACACGUGACCUUUGGUACAAUGAUAGAAAAGAAGUGUUGAAAUGGCAAGAGGAACGUAAAAGAGAAGCUUGUGAAUACCACUGUGUUUACACUCUGCUUGGCCGAGCCCGGCGGUUCCCUUCAGUAGAUCUAGCUACCAACUACCAGAAAGGUCACAUUGAACGAGCUGCUAUAAAUACUCCAGUGCAGGGUAGUGCAGCAGAUGUUGCCAUGUGUGCCAUGUUACAAAUAGCCAAUCAUAAACAGUUGAAGGAGCUUGGAUGGAAGUUACUUCUUCAGGUUCACGAUGAAGUCAUAUUGGAAGGGCCAACAGAGUCGGCUGAGGUUGCAAAGGCCAUAGUUGUCGAGUGCAUGUCAAAACCCUUUAAUGGCAAGAACAUUCUUAAAGUCGCCCUCUCUGUGGAUGCCAAGAUUGCUCAAAACUGGUAUGCUGGAAAAUAGAUUUCAGCCACACAGCAUGAAAGGCUGCAAAAGAAUUUGGGAGAUGUUUUCUCAUUCAGAUAGAAUUUGAUGCUUGGUUUCUUUGGUGACUGUAAUCAAAAGAAGCUGCUACUUGAGGUGCUUUCUAUUUUCCCUGGAAAAAGUGAUGCCCUUGUUGAAGUCAUGUGCAUUGUGAUUUAUUUAGUGAGCAUAGUAUUUUUAACUAUGAAGGAGCCCAGGGCCAAAAUCACUUUGUGAGGUGUAUAUCUCUUUGUUUUGAUGUGUAAAUAUACACAUUUCAUGUCCUACAGCAUUGUGUACCAACGUGGACUCUUGGCUUGAUACAAGCAACUGUAUCAUUGUGUAUAAAAUGGAUCCUGAAUUUCUAUCUCAUUUGCCAACGAUUACAGUUGGUUGCAUACUUAUAUCUCUGGCGAAUGUAUGCAUUAAUAAGAACAAUGCUCGUUAAUACGAAUGCGAAAACUUGUUUUCUUACA